AUGGAGAACCACGACAAGAGCCACGUCGACCCCGAGCAUAGCCAUCAUGCCGAGCACCAUGAGGACCAGACGCCAUGGCACGGCAUGUCUGUCGGUCGCUACCUCGGUACCCGCUUCAGCACCUUGAAGCCGCCGAUGCUCAGCGCGCCGAACCCGUUGAAGCUGGUUGUGAUGAUCAACCGCCGCCAGUGGGCGUUCUUCGCCGUCGCGUUUGCGGCCUGGACAUGGGACGCUUUCGACUUCUUCACCGUAUCUCUCACCGUCACCGAGCUUUCAGAAACCUUCGACAAGUCCAAGACCGACAUCACCUGGGGGAUCACCCUGGUUCUCAUGUUCCGAUCCGUCGGGUCUAUCCUCUUUGGCAUCGCGGCAGACAGAUACGGCCGCAAAUGGCCCUUCAUCGUGAACAACAUCCUGUUCAUCAUCCUCGAACUGGGAACGGGCUUCUGCCAAACGUAUGAACAGUUCCUAGCAUGUCGCGCUCUCUUUGGCGUCGCAAUGGGCGGUCUGUACGGCAACGCCGCCGCGACGGCGCUGGAAGACCUCCCCUCAGAGACGCGCGGAAUGAUGUCCGGCGUCUUACAACAAGGUUACGCCUUCGGAUACCUUUUGGCUGCGGCCUUUGCCCGAGGGCUGGUCAACACCACCCCACACGGCUGGCGGCCCCUCUUCUGGUUCGGCGCCUGCCCGCCGGUCCUUUUCAUCAUUUUCCGUCUCAUGCUGCCCGAGACGGACACAUUCCUCGAGCACAAGCGUCUGCGCGAGGCGGCUGGCAGGCACGCCGCGGAGUCUGAGACAGAAAAGUCUAAUGUCACCUCGACGUUCAUCAAGGAAGGAAAGGUCGCGCUGAAGCGGCACUGGCUGCUGCUGACCUACCUUGUCCUCCUCAUGGCCGGGUUCAACUUCAUGUCUCACGGAAGCCAGGACUUGUACCCCACCAUGCUUACGAACCAGUUCAACUUUAACGCCGACCAGGUCACUGUCACUCAGGUAGUCGCCAACCUUGGCGCGAUGCUGGGCGGCACGACCGUCGGGUACUGCAGUCAGAUCUUUGGCAGAAGGUUCAGCAUCGUCGUCUGCUGCAUUGUUGGUGGCGCGCUGCUGUACCCGUACACUUUUGUCACGACGGAGGCCGUUAUGGCGGCGGCGUUUUUCGAGCAAUUUUGCGUGCAGGGCGCGUGGGGUGUGAUUCCCAUCCACUUGAUGGAGCUCAGUCCCGGGGCUUUCCGCACCUUUGUGGUCGGCACAUCGUACCAGCUCGGUAACCUCGUGUCGUCGGCGAGUUCCACCAUCGAGGCGCGUCUAGGAGAGAAGUUCCCCCUCCCCAACAAGGGCACCACAAAGCGCUACAACUAUGGCAAGGUUAUCUGCAUCUUCAUGGGAUGCGUGUUCGUGUAUGUCAUUUUGUUGACGUUCAUUGGGCCCGAGCACCUGCGACGCAGUUUCGAUGUCGCUGAUGACUCGGAUAUGCGGGAGGUUGCUGGCGUUGAGACGAUGGAAGACGAGCUCCAUGACCGUGAAGUGAGAGCUGGACGGCCGGUGGGUAGCGACGAAGAGAUGGGGCACCAGGAGAAGUCGGCUACUCACCGCGAGUGA
Molecule: messenger RNA, 1596 nt
Organism: Colletotrichum siamense
Lineage: Eukaryota; Fungi; Ascomycota; Sordariomycetes; Glomerellales; Glomerellaceae
Product: Carboxylic acid transporter protein-like protein
Exons: 4
Coding region: 1-1596 (531 amino acids)
Biological process (GO): plasma membrane lactate transport
Cellular component (GO): plasma membrane
Molecular function (GO): secondary active monocarboxylate transmembrane transporter activity
Source: RefSeq, a predicted model, not a curated record